Molecule: messenger RNA, 1918 nt
Organism: Bacillus rossius redtenbacheri
Lineage: Eukaryota; Metazoa; Arthropoda; Insecta; Phasmatodea; Bacillidae
Product: proteoglycan 4-like
Exons: 4
Coding region: 46-996 (316 amino acids)
Source: RefSeq, a predicted model, not a curated record
UCGGGGUUCGUCGACCCGUCUGUCAGUGGCGGCGACAUCUCCGAGAUGAGUGACGAGAUGGGCGUGGCCACGAGACCAGGGGAGGAGGAAAAUGCCUCAUCCUCGAAUCAGGAGGAUGGCCAGACUCCGCAGACGCCGACGCCGACGCCGACGCCGACGGCGCCGCUGCCGCAGCUGUGUCCGGGUCCCCGCACCGUCUCCCGACUGCCGCGGCCCAAGGCGGGCAGCUGCACGGCCCUGCACGAGCUGCGAGGGAGGGGCGGGUCCUUGGAGCCCGGGCCCAGGACCGCCAAGUCUUCCCUGCCGGCUACCCCGGGCAGCAGGGACUCCAGGAUCAGGACCUCCCUGUCGGCUACCCCGGGCAGCGGCGACCCUAAAGCCAAAACCUUGUCGACUACCCCUAGAUCUCCAUUCAAGACCUCCCUGUCGGCUACUCCGGGAAAGAAACACGAGAGAUCCCCGUUGAAGACCUCCCUGUCGGCUACCCCGGGCAGCAGCGAUCCCAAGACCAAGACUACAAAGUCCUCUCUGCCGGCCAGAGUCUCGGUCGCCAGGUCUCCAGCCCCGAAGACGCCCAGGACGCCGCCGACUGGCCGGGACCCCCGGGCCUCCGGGUCGAUGGACAGCCUGCUGACGUCGGGCGGUCUGCGGAGGACCUUCUCGCGCCUAGGGUGGACCCCUCCUCCUCCCCGGGCCCGCGGCCCGCCGAGGGGGGAGGCGAGUGCGGGGCUCGACUGGACCUUCUGCCGGCGCUACCGCGACGUGGCGGUGGGCGACUGGGACGCCGCGCGCGCGCACCGGCGCGUGUCCGGGUUCGCCGCGCUGCUGCGGGACUCGUGCGCCGACUGCGAGCUGGGGCGCAACCUGCUGGCGCUGGUGCACCCCACGGAGGCGCCGCACCCCGAGGUGCUGGGCCGCGUGUGCGUGGCCAUCGGCAGCUUCCUGCGGCUGCACGGCGGGCACCCCCCGUCCCCGGGCGGCCACGCCUUCUCGUGACGUGGCCUGCUCCUGUCUUACUGCAACUACAACACCCUUCCGAUGCACAUGUCUUUAGGAGGAACGACCCUCUUGGAGAAAUUCAAAGUGUCAUUGAUCUCAUAGCUGAACACAGGCUUGUUCGUCAUGUUCUACUGCACUCACACUUUCCUUGGAUUCAUCGUAACAACCUUCCCAUACGCAUGUCUUUUGGAGAAACUACCCUCUUGGAGAAUUUCAAAGUGUCAUUGAUUUUCUAGCUGAACACAAGCUUGUUCGUCAUGUCAUACUGUACCCACACUUUCUUUGUAUUCAUCACAACCUUCCGAUGCACAUGUCUUUUGGAGAAACAGCCCCUUUGCAGAAAUUUAAACCGUCAUUGAUUUCAUUGUUGCUAAAGUUUUGCUGAAACCAAUAGUUUGUCUGACAGUAAUGAGGGCUAUCAAUAUGUUUAUUCGGAGUGAAAUUUUCUAAUGUAUGUUGCAGUGAUUCAACCACUUAAUAAUAAUAAUGCGUAGAUUGUGAAAGUCCAUGUUAAUUGGUAUGUUAUCUAGUUACAUUUUAAUGUCAUCUAAAUUGUAUGCUCUUUUAUAAGGCUUGGUAAUGGUUUUUAUACUAUAAAAUGUAUUUAUAGAUUUUUAGUUAACAAUAACAUUCAAAUUUAUAAGAUUUUAUAAUUUUUACUUAUCAUACUAGAUAGUACGUUUCAUUAUAAAAAGAAGUAUCGUGAUUUUGGGAGGAAAAUAUCCUUACAUACACCUACACAUGAUCUUGUGCCUUAAAAUUAUGAAACUUUCCUCUGCAGUGCAUAAUAUAUAAAAAAUUUAAUGGAAAGCUUAACGGAGCUGUUAAUUUGUAUGUUACUAAUAUGUAUGUAGGAUUUUAAGUUGUUUAAAUAAAUCGCAUUUUUAGUUUAUAUCAUUGAAUAAAUAUUAUUUAAAGA